AAUGCUCUAACAAAAUGGCACAUUGUACAACUAGUAUUUCCUGGUUUAUCAGUAAAUUUUUUUUUAAUUUUUUUAGUAUUAUUUUUGUAUACGCUGGUUUUUUGAAAGAAAAACAAAUUGAAUGUUUAUGCGCCGCAGCUGAGAGAGAUUACAAGCGGCAAAAAGCAAAAGGAGUAGAAAAUCGAAGUCGUUGUAUGUGUCAUCGUUGGCGUUCAUCAGUUUAUCCAUGUGGUUGCAAAAGAAAAAAAAUAUUUGGAGACUGCUAUGGUGACACUAACGGUGAUUUAGUUACAAAACAAGAGGAAGUAACAUCAAAUAAAUGCUGUUGCGGAAAAUAAUAACAUGUUGCUCUCGGAACGAAAAAAUAGAAUAAAAAAAUAAUAAAGUCAAGAGGACGAAAACUAGCAGAUAUUCAAACUCAAUUAAUAAAUGUCUCAUUUUGACUGUGACAUGUCUAUAAGUAGAUCUUUAGUAUGAUUUAGUGUCUCGGGACUUGUGACAUACUUUAACAUUUCACAUUAUUUAACGUCUUUUGCUGGCUCUCCUUCAGACUUGGGCGGGAUUUUCAUUUUUUUUAAAAUACAAAUACUUGGAAAAUUUUUAUAUUAAAGAUACAACUGUAACUUUAAUGUUUUAUAAAUAAAAAAGUUAG
Molecule: messenger RNA, 652 nt
Organism: Microplitis demolitor
Lineage: Eukaryota; Metazoa; Arthropoda; Insecta; Hymenoptera; Braconidae
Exons: 5
Coding region: 15-338 (107 amino acids)
Source: RefSeq, a predicted model, not a curated record